Messenger RNA from Pelodiscus sinensis (Chinese soft-shelled turtle), 2223 nucleotides. The record is from RefSeq and is a predicted model, not a curated record. Lineage: Eukaryota; Metazoa; Chordata; Testudines; Trionychidae.
UUUUCUUUGGGUCAGCAGGCCCUGUCCCGAAAAAGGGUCCCCACCCCCCAACGCUUUGUACAGCACCGCUGCUGCUCUGCCCCAGUGGGAAGAGAGUUGCUUUGUGGUUGGAUUUUCCCCAGGCCUUGCCUAGUUCACCCAUCUCUGCAUUUACGUUAAAAAGAAGACACUAGCAUGGUCGAAAACUCUCCAGCCCCAUUGCCUGAAAGAGCAAUAUAUGGGUUUGUUCUUUUCUUAGGCUCCCAGUUUGGCUUUAUGUUAUACCUUGUAUGGGCAUAUGUUCCUGAAUCUUGGUUAUUCUCAUUGGGACUAACGUACUGGCCUCAAAAGUACUGGGCAGUUGCUUUGCCUAUAUAUCUUUUAGUUACUUUAGGAAUUGGCUAUUUACUACUCUUUGGAAUUAACAUGAUGAGUACUGCACCACUCAACUCUGUGCACACCAUUACAGAUAACUUUGCAAAAAAUCAGCAGCAGAAGAAAACUCAAGAAGAAGCAAUCCCUGCUUUGAGGGAUAUUCCUAUCAGUGAAGUAAACCAGAUGUUUUUCCUUGCUGAUAAAGGCAUUUGCAACAGAAAUUAAUUGGAACCUCGGCCAUAUUUAAAUAAGAUACUACAGUAACUUUUAGAAAUGUAAGAAAACUCUGAAGUCUUGUCAGUGCUAGGACACUUACCAAUUCAUCUGCUCCAGUUGCUGAAAGAGUUAUCUAAACUAGGUGUGGUUGGUAUUGGUUCCCUAUUCCUGGCUCCGCUACUAGCCUGCUGGGUAACUGUGAACAAGUCAUUUUGCCACUCUGUACUUGAGUUUCUCUAUAUGUAGUGUGUAUAUGAUAAAAUCAUAUACGGGUGUGGAAAAAGUGAAUAAGGAAAAGUUAUUUAUUUAUUCCCACAAUAUAAGGACUAGGGGUCACCAAAUGAAAUUAAUAGGUAGCAGAUUUAAAACAUACAAACGGAAGUUUUUCUUCACUCAGCGCACAGUCAGCAUGUGGAACUCCUUGCCAGAGGAUGCGGUGAAGGCUAGAACUUUAACAAGGUUCAAAAGAGAGCUAGAUAGAUUCACGGAGGUUAAGUCCAUCAAUGGCUAUUAGCCCGGAUGGGUAGGAAUGGUGUCCCUAGCCUCUCUUUAUCUGGAAAUGGAUGGCAGGGGAGGGAUCACUUGAGAAUUACGUGUUGUGUUUCCUCCCUGUGGGGCAUCUGGUAUUGGCAACUGUAGAAAGACAGGAUAUUGGGCUAGAUGGAUCAUUGAUCUGACCCAGUAUGGCUGUUCUUAUGUUCUACUGACCUCCUUCAUAGAGGGCUUUGAGAUCUACUCAUAAAAAAGGAUAUUUAAGAGCUAUGUAUUGUAUAUUAUUAAACAAAUAACUGAUUGUUGAAAUGGUUUUAUUUCUUAACUAGCAGACUUACCUGGCUGGCAUUGCCUGAGUCCUUUAGGGCAAAGCUUUGGGGAUGGGGGUGGUGCUGAGAGAGUAAAGAUUGGGUGAUGAGGAGGGGCUCAGGGUGUGGUGUCUCCUGCCCCCAGGAGCCUGUCCUCUCCCCACCCCCACCAGUCUGCCAGUUUGCUCCUCUCACAGGCUCCUUCCAGGCCCACUUGGGGUCUCUCCACCCCCGGAGGCCUGGGGAAAAGCACUUGGGGAUAGGCACAAGAUGGCUGUGUACCCACCCUGCUGUCCACUCCCAUAGCCACUGGGGGCAGCUGUGUGAUUACUCUCAUAUUGCAUCCCUUCGAACAACAACCCCUCCCUUUGCAUGCUACGGAAUACAGUCAUUUUCCUUGGACUUCCAGUUCUCCUGUCACAACCAGAUCCUGACAUUGCUUUAAGUUAGGAGAAGGGGAAGCUGCCUACCAAAUUUAGUGGCUCUAGCUCUUACCAUUUAGGAGGAGUUCUUGAACAAAUGGACUCACAGACAGACCAGCACAAAGUCUAAACUAUAUAUAGAAAUAUAGAGAAAGCUAAAUGACAACUAGAGCUGGGAACUGAAUUCUUCCAUAUACAUUUGUUUAGUUAUAUAGUUGAUAGGAAGUAAUCUGUUUUGUUGUCAUAAGGUUAUUUUUCCUUUUGCAUUGAAGCAAGAUAUUCCAAAGCAUUCAAUGUUUGGCUUAAUUCUGCUCUCUUUGACUUCAAUGGAAGGUGAUAGGCCAAUGCUGAGUUCUCCUAUUUUGACCAGUCAUAGUAAAUUCAAGUAUAUGCACUACAGUCACAUUAAUAAAAUGUUUAAUGGUCUAAAA